AUAAAAAUGAAUUACAUGAAUAUUUUGUAAAUGGUCAUUUUAUUUAAUAGUUAGUAAAAUAAUAGUGUCCACUUUUUUUUUUGUCAUCUAUUGGGAGACAAAGAUGAGAAAGGAGAGGAAAAGGUUUUAUAUUUCCAUUACAUAGAAAGUAGAAAAGAUUGUUGCUUUUUUUUACAACUCUAUCAGUAUUACUACUUGGCCAUCACCAUUCACAACUGUGGUGUGUUCUAUUAAUAAGUUUCUAAAGUUUGGAUCUUUGAUUCAAAUUCUUAAUUAUCAAAUCUCAUGUUCUCAAUCCAGAAAAGGAAAAAAAAAAGAAUAGUACCAAAAGUUGUAAUCUAAAACCCAUCAUUGGAUUGGAUUUGCUUUUGAUUGGAGGAUAUCUUCUUCUAUUCUAAAGUAAAAGCUUCUUAUUCAUUCUUAAUAUUAACAAUAAUAGGUGUACUUAAUCGUAUACUUAAGAAGAAAAUCACUCAUUUCAUUACUCUUUUUAUUUUUCUUUCUUAUUUCUUUCAUGGCUUCCCCAACUGGGGUUAACAACAACCUAAAUCCAAACUUGACCUAUAAUCAGAAUCAGAACCAGAACCAGAGCCACCUUCAACCACCACCGCCACUCUUUGAUAUUCAUCAACUCUUCAAACCCUCUUCCGGUUCCAACUUCCCUAUUCCCAAUAUCCCUUCUCUUUCUCCAGCUUCUUACCCUCCACCCACUGGCGCCUCCACUCACCCAUUUCAUAACCUCCCCAACCUCAAUAUGCCGCAGCCUCCCAGCCCCGGACCCAUCUCAUACGCCGCCGCCAUAGCCACUGCUCCCUCACCCGCCGCUUCUCCACCACCUCCUCCUCCUUCUUCUUCUUCUUCUUCCCCUAACCCCAAUAUUACUAGCGGGGCUCGCUUGAUGGCUCUAUUGAAUAACACCCAAAAAUCUCCCUCUGGUUCUAAUCUCGAUUUGCCUCCUCCGACCAUGAUUCCUUUUGAUUCUUCUCCUUCUUCGUCGUCGUCGGCUGCAGCAGUGUCCGGUAACGCUAUGGUGGCGCCUACUACUCCGAUGAGAAUGCCCAGCAGGAAACUUCCCAAGGGACGCCAUUUAAUCGGCGACCAAGCUAUUUAUGAUAUCGAUGUGAGAUUGCAGGGUGAGGUGCAGCCUCAAUUGGAGGUCACUCCCAUCACCAAGUACGGUUCUGAUCCCACCCUUGUCGUUGGCCGUCAAAUUGCGGUGAAUAGAUCUUAUAUAUGUUAUGGACUGAAGCCCGGUGCGAUAAGGGUUCUUGAUAUUAAUACUGCUUUGAGAGCUUUGCUUCGAGGCCACACUCAGAGAGUUACUGACAUGGCUUUCUUUGCUGAGGAUGUUCACCUUUUAGCCAGUGUAAGUGUUGAUGGACGGGUUUUCAUAUGGAAGAUUCAUGAAGGCCCGGAUGAGGAUGACAAGCCUCAAAUUAUUGGGAAAAUUGUUGUUGCAAUCCAAAUAGUAGGACUGGGAAAAGCAGUCCAUCCAAGGCUGUGUUGGCAUCCUCACAAACAAGAAAUUUUAAUUGUGGCAAUUGGAAAUUACAUCCUGAAAGUUGAUUUAUUGAGAGUCGGAAAGGGGAAAACAUUUUCUGCAGAGGAACCACUUCAAUGUCCUAUUGAUAAACUGGUUGAGGGGGUCUUGUUAGUUGGUAAGCACGAUAGUGAAAUUACUGAAUUAUCAAUGUGCCAAUGGAUGACCACCCGGUUGGCUUCAGCAUCAUUGGAUGGCACGGUGAAAAUUUGGGAUGACCGUAAGCCGUUACCACUUGCCGUGUUAAAACCGCAUGAUGGCGUUCCUGUUAAUUCCGUGACAUUUCUAACUGCUCCACACCGUCCUGAUCAUAUUGUGCUUAUCACUGCGGGUCCACUCAAUAGGGAAUUGAAAAUGUGGACCUCCACAAAUGAGGAGGGAUGGCUCUUGCCUUGUGAUGCUGAAUCAUGGCGCUGUACCCAGACUUUGGAAAUAAAGAGCUCUGCUGAAUCCAAUGUUGAGGAAGCAUUUUUUAAUCAAGUUGUUGCAUUGCCUCGGGCAGGUCUGUUUCUACUGGCAAAUGCCAAAAAGAAUGCCAUAUAUGCUGUCCAUAUUGAAUAUGGGCCUGAUCCAGCUGCAACACGUAUGGACUACAUUGCUGAGUUUACUGUCACAAUGCCAAUUCUAAGUCUUACUGGGACAAGUGAUAGCUUACCAGAUGGGGAUCAUGUCGUACAGGUGUACUGUGUCCAAACACAAGCUAUUCAGCAGUAUGCAUUAAACUUGUCACAAUGCUUGCCACCACCCAUAGAGAAUUUAGAAUUGGAGAAAAUGAAAUCAAUUGGCUCUCAUCCUUUUGAUACUGCUGAUAGUUCUGCAAUGCUGGAAUCAUCCCAUAAGAGUAAACCAUCUGAUAUUGCUCCCUCACCAAGCCAUCUUGUUAAAAUGGCUUCUUCUGAGGUUACAAGCUUGCCUAUAGUUUCUACUUCACGGGCGGAUUGCGAUUCAAUUGCUACUCCAUCUCACAUCUUAGGUGAAAAACAUCCAUCAUCAACCUCUCUUCCUUUGAGUCCUAGAUUAUCACGAAAUUUGUCAGGUUAUAGUAAUUUACAGAAUAGCAAUGAUACUAGUCUGCCUCUCAAAGAUCAAGUUGAUGAUCAGAAUGUUGUCAAAGAUAAUGUUUCUGAGGCAUCUCCCUCGACAGACAAUCUCAUGAAGGGUGACAAAGAUGUCACACAAAAUGAUGUUUCUAUGGCUCCUAAUCAUGCAGCAUUUAGACACCCAACACAUCUGGUAACUCCAUCAGAGAUAUUAUCUACAGCUGCUUCAUCUUCUGAACAUGCUCAGCUUAAUCAGGGAAUGACUGCCUUAGAGGCAAAUGUUGAAGAUGUUAUCAACAAGGAUGCAGAGAGCAAUGAAGUAGAGGUUAAAGUUGUUGGAGAAACAGGAGCUAUUAAAAGCAAUGAGGUUCUUGACGACAAAAAGAAGAAAGCCUUUUACUCCCAGGCCUCAGAUCUUGGUUUUCAAAUGGCACGGGAUUGCAUUGACACAUAUUGUACAGAGGGAACCGUGAACGCUAAUGAUGUUGGUGUUACUGAGGCCCGAGAACAAAAUAAAGUCCAAAAUGUGACGAAUGAUGUCACUCUCAAGGGCGUUGACUCAGAUACUAAUGUAACAACCCCUGUCCAAGCUACAAAAGGGAAAAAGCAGAAGGGGAAAAAUUCACAGAUAUCCGGUCCAUCUUCCUCUUCUCCAAGCUCAUUUAACUCCACUGAUUCAUUAAAUGAACCUGAUGGCGUGUCAGGUACACCACCUGUUGAAGCUGCGUUACCUCAGUUAUCAGCUAUGAAAGACAUGCUGAAUCAGUUAAUUGGAACACAAAAGGAAUUACAGAAACAGAUGAAUGCGAUGAUUACUGGCCCAGUUACCAAAGAGGGUAAACGGCUAGAGGGAAUCCUAGGCCGGAGCAUGGAAAAAGUUGUUAAGGCUAAUUCAGAUGCUUUAUGGGCUCGUUUCCAAGAAGAAAAUGCUAAACAAGAGAAGUUGGAACGAGACCGCACUCAACAAUUAACAAACUUGUUCACCAAUGCUAUAAACAGGGAUCUUCCAACCAUGUUAGAGAAAACUUUCAAGAAGGAAAUAGGUGCCAUUGGACCAGGUUUAGCUCGUUCAAUAACUCAAAUUACAGAGAAAUCCAUAUCUUCAGCAAUUACGGAGUCUUUCCAGAAAGGAGUAGGAGAGAAGGCAGUGAAUCAAUUAGAGAAAUCAGUUAGUUCAAAACUAGAGGCCACAUUGGCUAGGCAGAUCCAAGCACAGUUUCAAACUACUGGAAAGCAAGCUCUUCAGGAUGCAUUAAGGUCGAGCUUGGAAUCUUCCCUCAUUCCCACAUUUGAAGGGUCAUGUAAAAACAUGUUCGAGAAUGUUGAUGCUGCAUUUCAGAAAGGGUUUGUUAAACAUACAAGUGCUACUCAGCAGCAAUUUGAGUCCACACAUUCUCCACUGGCUGCUGCUCUGAGGGAUGCAAUUAAUUCAGCAUCAACGAUCACUCGAACCUUAAGUGGAGAAUUAGCUGAUGGCCAACGUAAACUGAUGGCGUUUGCAGCUGCAGGUGCUAGCUCAAAAGGACCAAAUUCCUUGACAACACAGUUGAGCAAUGGUCCGCUUUCUAGUGUACAUGAAAUGGCGGAAUCACCUGUUGAUCCUAUUAAGGAAUUAUCAAGGCUGAUCGCUGAGCGCAAAUUUGAGGAAGCAUUUACAGGAGCCCUCCACAGAAGUGAUGUCUCCAUAGUUUCUUGGUUGUGUUCUCAGGUUGAUUUACCAGGAAUCAUGUCACUGGUGCCACUGCCUUUAAGCCAAGGAGUUGUACUGGCUCUUCUCCAACAAUUGGCAUGCGACAUAAACAAUGACAUGUCGAGAAAGCUGGCAUGGAUGACAGAUGUGGCUGUGGCCAUAAAUCCAACGGAUCCCUUGAUUGCAUUGCAUGUCCGGCCAAUCUUUGAACAAGUUUACCAGACACUUGAAUAUCAUCGCAAUCAAUCUACCACUUCAGCUUCAGAUAUCAACAGCAUUCGCCUUCUUAUGCACGUAAUCAACUCUGUGUUAAUGAGCUGUAAAUGACUGUUUAGACUCGUCUAGUAUUUGUUAGUGCAACUUUGUUGUAUAGCAAGAAAUCUAGGAAGCUCGCUUGGGACAUCUUUGUACUUUUAUGAUUUGUGUUGUAUAAAAAUAGUUUGUAACAAAAUCCACCAUCCAUUUCAAAUUCAUAGCUACAUCUAGAAGGGAAAAUGUUAGUAGCUAUAAUAAUUUUUUCCUCAUAAUGAUUUUUGUACUAUUGGUUGUUCGUAGGCAUUUUGUGUUCUCUGAUUCUCAUUUGGAAUAAGUUUAAAAUUUUCAUAUUUGCUUGUUACA
Cannabis sativa is the source of this 4888-nucleotide messenger RNA. Its product is annotated as enhancer of mRNA-decapping protein 4. The record is from RefSeq and is a predicted model, not a curated record. Gene Ontology annotation, biological process: deadenylation-independent decapping of nuclear-transcribed mRNA. Gene Ontology annotation, cellular component: P-body. Gene Ontology annotation, molecular function: protein binding. The transcript is spliced from 12 exons. The coding region runs from base 515 to 4597 and encodes 1360 amino acids. Lineage: Eukaryota; Viridiplantae; Streptophyta; Magnoliopsida; Rosales; Cannabaceae.